Molecule: messenger RNA, 16459 nt
Organism: Labrus bergylta (ballan wrasse)
Lineage: Eukaryota; Metazoa; Chordata; Actinopteri; Labriformes; Labridae
Source: RefSeq, a predicted model, not a curated record
AUGAGAGCAGGACAAGGUCUGCUUCUCUUCACCCAGCCCGCAUAUAAUGCUACUAUCUUUGAAAACUCUGCUGCAAGAACAUAUGCCAGAAGCCUGAUCAAAAUGGGCAUCGUUCUUGGCCCACCUCGGUCUUUAGAUAUAAAAUACUCCAUUGAGUCGGGAGACAACGAGGGAAUCUUUCAGACUGAAGCAUUUUUAAUUGGAGAUUUUUGUUUCCUUCGUGUACGUACGAACGGGGGCAGUGGGGCCAUUUUGAAUCGGGAAGUACAGGACAAUUACACGGUGACUGUUAAGGCAUCUGCCCAAGGCGGCCUAGAGGCCUUAGCUUCUGUUUAUAUCAAGGUCUUGGAUACCAAUGAUCUCAGACCUCUCUUUUCCCCAACCUCAUAUUCAUUCGUUGUCCCCGAAAGUGCCCCUUUGGGUGCCAGCAUUGGACGUGUAACAGCCACAGAUGCUGACAUGGGCUCCAAUGGAGAGUUCUACUACUUCUUCAAGAACAGAGUUGACCUCUUUGCUGUACACCCAACCAGUGGGCUCAUAACCCUAACAGGUCAGCCCAGAAUAGACAAACAAGACACAUUCGAGUUGGAGGUACAGGUGGUUGACAGAGGCAUGAAACUCUAUGGGAACAAUGGUAUCAGCAGUACUGCCAAGCUGUUCUUAAGUGUGGGGCGGGUGAAUGAAUUUGCCCCUGUUAUCAGUGCAGUUGCAAUCCUUCCAUCAUGGCUGGACAAGGACCCAAUCUAUGCCAUAGUGACUGUGGAGGACAAAGACGAUGGGGUAUCAGGGGAUGUAGAGUGGGUAUCCAUCAUUGAGGGUGACCCCUUUGAACAGUUUGUGGUGGAUCGAUCACCUGUCGGGAAUGAAUACAGGGUUAAAUCAUCAGACACAGUCGACUGGGAUUCAUUCCCUUAUGGCUGCAACUUAACCUUCCAGGCCAAAGACAGGGGUACACCUCCUAAGUUCUCUAAUACACAAGUUGUUCAGUUAUUAGUCACUAAACCAGAGCCUGUGUUGGCGAAUUUUGAGAAGGAUGUUUAUGUAGUCAAGCUGAGUGAAAUAGCUCCCCCAGGCACUAUUGUAGAGGUGGUGAAAAUCUCCCCAGCUCCUCUGAGUGUCAAUUACAGCUUCAGCAGCCUCUCAGAUCCAAUGUACUUUGAUAUAAACCCUUUGACUGGAGUUAUUAUGACCACGAGGCAGCUGACAAGGAUAUCACAGGAUUUCAUGGAGAUGGAGGUGGUUGAUAUUUAUAGUCAGAAGCAAGCAAGGGUCCAAAUCACCAUAGAGGAUGCUAAUGAUAACUCUCCCCUGUUUAACAGGCCAUUCUACGAUGUUGCGGUCAAUGAAAGCUUACCUGUAGGAACUGUUGUUCUUGUGGUGUCAGCGGUGGAUGAUGAUAAGGGGGAGAAUGGAUAUGUCACCCUCACAAUAAGUGGUGAAAAAUCUCUUCCUUUUAGCAUAGAUCAGGACACAGGGGAGGUGAGGAUAACAAGAGAUCUCGACUUUGAGUCUUCAGAGGAUGUCUAUACGUUUGCCGUACGGGCCUCUGAUUGGGGUUCACCCUACAGAAGGGAGAGUGAAGUUAAUGUCACAAUUCGUCUUAUAAAUAUCAAUGACAACCAGCCUCUUUUUGAGAGUGUUUCUUGCAGGGGGAUGAUAAGCCGGGAAUUCCCGAUCAGGGAGACUAUUGUCACCCUAUCAGCUGUAGACAUGGAUGAGCUGGGAAUGGUAAAGUACAAAAUACUAUCCGGGAAUGAGUUAGAUUAUUUUGACUUGAACCCAGACUCUGGGGCCUUGUUGUUAAAAAGAUCUUUAGCAGUGGAUAAUUUAAAAAGUGGGGUCUUCAACUUGAAAAUUGUUGCAACAGAUGGAGAGAUGUUCUCUGAUCCCACUUUCGUGAAUGUAUCUGUGGUGAGGGGCAGGAUGCCAGCCAAGGGGUUCAACUGCAGGGAGACCAGGGUAGCCCAGUUGCUGGCUGAAAAAAUGCUCGCCAAAGUGUCCGCAAUGUCUAGACCGAGAACAGACGAGACAUACGUAGACAUUUUCUCCAUGAACAAACAGGCUCCACAGUUUGAAGCCUUGCCCACGAGUAUUUUAGUGAGAGAAGACCUUGCUGCUGACGCCAGUGUAUUUCAAGUGAGAGCCCGAGAUGGUGACACUGGCUUCAACGGCCGUGUUCUCUUUUCCAUAUCCGAUGGUAACAAAGAUAACUGCUUUAAAAUCAACAUGGAGAAUGGUCUGAUUACUGUAUUGCAGUCCCUGGACCGCGAGAGAGCGGAUCGUUACUUCCUUAAUAUCACCAUCUAUGAUCAGGGCAUUCCUCAGAUGUCCAAUUGGAGAUUACUGACCGUGAUAAUAGAGGAUGCAAAUGACAAUGACCCCCAGUUCUAUGAGGACAAUCCCUCAGCUCUUGUUCCAGAAAAUUCAGCCAUUGGCAUGGAAGUUGUAACCAUGACUGCAUUUGACAGAGACAGUGGUCAAAAUGGACAGCUCACCUAUGUCAUGCUGACCAGUGUCCCCCAGUUUGGCAUUGACAGCGAAACAGGGAGUGUAUUUGUUGCGAGCCACUUGGACAGAGAAACCUUCCCAAUGUUCAUACUGAAGAUUGAAGUGAGAGACAAGGCCGAGAGAGGCACUCGAAGAUCUUCAGUGACUACCCUGACUAUAAUAGUGGAGGAUGUCAAUGAUUGCGCCCCAGUUUUCAUCCCAAGCAGCUAUAGUGCUCGGGUGCUUGAGGACCUCCCGCCAGGGGCUGUGAUUACGUGGGUGCAGGCUCAAGACCCUGACAUUGGCCCAGGGGGACAGGUCCGAUACUCCUUGCUUAAUGACUUCAAUGGCACAUUUGAGGUCGAUUCUAUGAGUGGAGUGUUGAGGAUAAGGAAAGAGUUGGACUUUGAAAAACAACAGUUUUUCAACCUGACAAUGCUCGCCGAAGACAGGGGAAUACCCAGCCUCAUCAGUCAGACGUACGUGGAGGUGGAGGUGGUGGAUGUCAAUGAGAAUUUGUAUGCACCCUACUUCUCCGACUUUGCUGUGAGAGGCUCAGUGAAAGAGAACUCUCGUGCAGGAACAAGUGUCCUGACAGUGAGCGCAAAGGACGACGACAAGGGACGUGAUGGCGUCCUGAGGUACUCUGUCAGAGGAGGCAGCGGACUGGGCACUUUCACCAUUGAUGAAGACACAGGGGUGAUUUACACUGCUGGUAUCCUGGACUGUGAGACCAAAGACUCCUAUUGGCUUACAGUUUAUGCCACAGACAGAGGGGUCACACCCUUGUCAGCUUCUGUUGAAGUCUUCAUACAGGUAGAAGACGUAAACGACAAUGCUCCUCUCACCUCUGAUCCAAUCUACCACCCAGUCGUCAUGGAGAACUCUCCGAAGGAUGUGUCAGUCAUCCGUAUCCAGGCGCAGGACCCUGACCUCACCGCCACGCCCAGUCGGCUGAGUUAUCGCAUCAGUGCUGGCAACCCGCAGAAUUUCUUCUCUAUCAACCCCAAAACAGGCCUGAUCACAACAACUGCGAGGAAACUGGACCGAGAACAACAGGCUGAGCACUUUUUAGAGGUAACAGUCAUAGACGGCCCAGUAACCACCCGCCAGUCCACCGUGUGGGUAAUAGUUCACAUCGAGGAUGAGAACGACAACCCACCCACCUUCCCUGAGGUCACAUACCGCAUCAGCCUGACCGAACGAGACCGCAACAAGCGUGGGGAACCAGUCUAUCGUGUCUUCGCUUAUGACCGGGACCUCGGUGCAAAUGGUAACAUCACCUACAGCAUCAUUGAUGGAAAUGAGGACGAUAAGUUCAGUAUCGACCCCAGAACGGCUAUGGUGUCAUCAAAGAAGAUGGUGACAGCUGGAAGCUAUGAUAUCCUCACUAUUAAAGCCGAGGACAGCGCUCCUCCCUUAUGGUCGACUGUCAAACUCCACGUCGAGUGGAUUCGCAAACCUGUCCCCUCGCCCGUGCCUCUCCAAUUCACCCAGAGGUACUACAACUUCUCUAUCCUGGAGACGGCUGCUGUAGCUCAGCCAGUGGGAGUAGUCGCUGUCAGCCAGUCGAGUACACCUCUUUGGUUCAACAUCAUCGGUAACUUUGACAUGCAGUUUGACCUUCAAGUCGGGGUGGGGACUCUAGUUGUAGCCAAGCCUCUGGAUGCAGAGGUGCAGUCCGUCUACAACAUGACCAUACAGGUGACAGAUGGGACCAACUUCGCCAUGGCACAGGUGUUCAUUCGAAUACAAGACAGCAACGACAAUCCUCCCAUCUUUUCCCAGCCAGCCUAUGAUGUCAGCAUCUCUGAGGAUGUACCGGUUGAUAUGGAGCUUGUGCGGGUUAGAGCCACAGACGUGGAUGAACGUUCCCGUCUGAGCUUCUCCAUCUACGGCAGCGUGGACCCAGCUAGUAUGAGACUGUUCCGGGUCAAUCCUGGCACGGGAGUCGUCUACACUGCAGACAGGCUGGACUACGAGGCCAGAACACAGCACAUCAUCACUAUUAUGGUCAAGGAUCAAGAGUUUCCAUUUAACCGUGACCUGGCUCGUAUCCUGAUAGCGGUGGAGGACUCCAAUGACAACAUCCCCUACUUCACCAGCACUGUAUAUGACGCUGUGGCAUAUGAGUCUUCCCCUAUAGACACUUCUGUACUGCAAGUGACAGCCUUAGACAAAGACAAUGGGAUUAAUGGAAAACUCACCUAUAGUAUCGAAGCAGGUAACAGCGGUGGUGUGUUUGGCAUUGAUAAUACCACGGGGCUUAUCUACAUUGCCAAGGACUUGGACACCAACUCUCUAGGCUUUUACACACUCACCGUGCGUGUCACAGACAGUGGAUUUCCUCCGUUAAUGGCCACAGCUACAGCACGCAUAUCCUUGAUCCUCUCCGACUUCUCCAAACCCAAAUUCUCUCAGAAAGAGUAUCAGGCAGAGAUUAUGGAGAACAGCACUAUAGGAACACAUGUGACCACUGUUAGUGCUCUCAGCCGCUCCGCGCUCUUUUAUGAUAUCACCAGGGGCAACGAGGAGCACAGCUUCUUCAUCAACCAUCACACUGGUGUAAUAAGUACCCGCAAACCACUUGACUUUGAGCAAACAUCCUCCUACCUCCUGGUGGUGCAUGCUCUGAGCAUGGCUGGAGGAGCAAGCACUACUGUUAUCAUUCAGGUGGGGGAUGUCAAUGAUUGCCCCCCUAUCUUCCAACAAAUCAGGUAUGUGGGAGCAAUCAGUGAGGCUGCUCCAGUGAACAGUGUGGUGAUGGGAGAGGAUGGUUACCCUCUUGUCAUACAGGCCACUGACAGGGAUCGCAAUCACAACGCCUUGCUAGAGUUCCAGAUUUUAGAUGAGACUGCUCGUAUAUUUUUCAGCGUAGACUCUGGGACAGGAUCGAUAAGAACGAUUGCAAGUCUGGACUAUGAGACUUUCUCUGAGUUUGUCUGAGUUCACGUUCGAGACAGCGGUCAGCCUCCAAAGAGUGCUGACAGCCCAGCAGAGGUGGUUAUAAAGGUGAUCAACAUCAAUGACUCGCCUCCAAAGUUAUUACAGGAUACCUACGAGACAAUACUCCUACUGCCGACCUACGUGGGAGUGGAGGUCCUAAAGGUUGAGGCUUUCGACCCUGACAUGACUGCUGACCUCACCUGAGCCCGGACAUCCAUCACGCCCCAGCUGGUAUAUUCUCUGGUGGACAGCAAUGUGGAGUACUUCUCUGUGGAGCGCUACACUGGACUAGUAACUGUCAUUAAUGAGAACCUCAGUAAAGACCGGUACCGCUUCAAUGUGAAGGUUUGGGAUGGCCGUUUCUCCAGCACGGCGUCGGUCAUUGUGCUUGUAAGAGAAGCCGUUGACAGUGGCCUUCUCUUCACCUUCCCCUUCUACUCCGCCUCCAUCCAAGAGAACGUGCCAAAUGUCACUCGAGUAACUGUUGUAAAUACAGUCGGCCACCGCCUCAACGAGCCGCUGAAGUACACUCUGCUGAACCCCGGCGGGCGCUUCACGAUCCGGCCGACCUGCGGAGUGGUGCUCACCACCGGUGUGCCUUUUGACCGAGAGGAGAAGAGUAGUUAUGAGCUUGUGGUGGAGGUCAGCAGAGAGGAUGAGAUACUCAGGGUGGCUAGAGUGAAUGUGCAAGUUCAGGUGGAAGACGUUAACGACAAUGCUCCAGAGUUUGUGAACCUCCCAUACUAUGCUUUAGUGCAAGUGGAGGCAGAGCCAGGAUCAGCCAUUUUCACUGCUUCAGCGAUUGACAGAGAUUACGGCCUGAAUGGUGAAGUGACUUACAGCCUUAAGGAGCAGCACAGGAACUUUCAGGUGAACCCAGUGACAGGAGCGCUGACCCUAAAGAGGGCCUUUGAGGCAGACUUAUCUAACGCAGAGUACAAGGUAGUCCUUGUGGCCACUGACGGAGGCUAUCCUUCUCUAUCCAGCGAGGUGGAGCUGCCUGUCACUGUAGUAAACAAAGCCAUGCCUGUGUUUGACAAGCCCUUCUAUGGAGUCACCGUCAGAGAGGAUGUGUCCGUCUCCACCUCUGUGCUGUGCAUCAACGCCACCAGUCCUGAAGGCCAGAGCAUCAUCUUCACCAUCUCAGACGGAGACCCAUCCCUCCAGUUUGACAUUGGCUUCGACUCAGGAAUCAUCAAUGUGAUUUACCCAUUAGACUACGAGACCACGCAGUAUUACCGCCUCACAGUGAAGGCUACAGACACACUGACGGGGGCCAAGUCCGAGGUUGAUGUUGACAUCGUCGUGCUGGAUGUGAAUGAUAACGCGCCGCUGUUUCAGAACACCUCAUACUCCUCUGUGGUCGCUGAGAACUCCAUGAUUGGAACCACAGUGUUACAGGUGUUUGCCCAGGACCAAGACUCAGAGAAGAACGCCAUAGUGAAUUACCAGAUCCUGUCUGACCUCUACAACAGCUCCGACUACUUCCUCAUCGACAGCACAAGCGGGCUGGUAUUCACCGCCCGCCUGCUCGACUAUGAGCUCACCCAGCGUUACAACUUCAUUGUACGAGCGACGGACAGUGGAGAACCGGCCCUCAGCAGUGAUGUCAGUGUCACUGUUUUUGUCACCGACAUGAACGACAACCCACCCAAUUUCAGCCAAACGCUGUACGAGGCCUUUGUCAGCGAGCUGGCUCCCCGAGGACACUUUGUGACUUGUGUUCAAGCGUCGGACGCUGACAUCUGUGAUGCUCAAGGCUGAGGUGAGAUAAAAAACGUUUUACAAAGAUCUGAGUACAGUCUCGUCUCUGGGAAUGACAUGACUUUUAUGCUGGAGCCUGAUACAGGGGUGCUCAGCUUGUCUAACAAGAGGAGACAAGGCAUGAAACUCUCCUAUCAGCUCAAUGUGUCUGUGUCAGAUGGAGUCUUCACCAACACUGCUCAGGUGAUUGUACGUGUGCUGGGAGCUAAUCUGUACAGCCCAGUGUUCAGCCAGAGGUUCUACCUGGCUGAGGUCAGGGAAAAUGCCCCUCCAGGGUCAAUGGUCAUUCAGGUUCGUGCUACAGACGAGGACUCUGGACUGUUUGGUCAGAUCACUUACUCGUUCAUCAAUGAUCUGGGCAAAACUCAGUUCACCAUUGAUGCAGAUGGAGUCAUAUCCACUCUUCGGAAAUUAGACAGAGAGAAUCCUGUUAACAAGGACAUGGUUCUGACUGUUAUGGCCCUGGAUGGUGGAGGCCGUGCAUCUUUUUGCACAGUGCGAGUGGUUCUUGCCGAUGAGAACGACAACGCCCCUCGGUUCAGAGCUGUGGAGUACCGCAUGAGCAUCAAAGCAAAUGUUGCCAAAGGGUCUCUGGUCACACAGAUCCAAGCCACUGACCCUGACGCUGGGUCUAAUGGGAGGAUCACCUAUUCCCUUUACAGCGAGGCUCGCCUGUCACUGGUUGAUGUGCUGGAGGUGGAACCAGACAGCGGUUGGAUGAUGACUAAAAGCACUGUGGACCACCUCCAGGGGACUGUGCUGUCCUUCUUCGUCAAAGCAACAGACUGCGGUUCUCCAGCAAAACACUCACUGGUGUCAGCCUUCAUCCACGUCGUCCCACCAGACGCAUUCGUUCCCUCCUUCAGCCAGCCUCAGUACUCCUUCACCAUCCCAGAGGACACAACAGUAGGAACAGCCCUGGGGUCUGUGUACAUGGGCCCCGGGCAGACUGGCUUCUUUAACACAAUUGCAGGAGAGACUGUUGACAGCAACCAGGGUGGGACCUUCCUGGUGGAGAGGGAUUCAGGUCUGAUUCGUCUGAUAAAGCCUCUGGACUACGAGCAGGUCAGCAUCUACCGCUUCAAAAUUGCCGCGACAACAAGAAGAGACCUGAUCGAGUCCGUCUCCACCGUAGACCUGGAGGUUAAGAUCCUAGAUGUGAAUGACAACAAGCCAGUGUUUGAGACGAACACCUAUGUUGCCACAGUCAUGGAGGGGAUGCCUGUGGGAACAAGAGUGGUCCAAGUGCGUGCACUUGAUCCAGACUGGGGCUCUAAUGGACAGGUUACGUACAGCCUCAAGCCUCUGCUCACUUACAACAUGGACCUGACUAAAGAUACUCGCUCGCUCCCCCUCACCGGCCCAAUCACUACGGGUUCUUUUUUCGCCAUAGACAGUAAAACAGGCUGGAUUACCACAGUGAGCCAGAUGGACCACGAGAUCUGCUCCAGCUUCAGCUUUGAAGUAGUGGCCUCUGAUCUGGGGGAAUCUCAGUCCCUCUCCUCUACCGCAGUGGUAACCAUCACAGUGUCGGACGUUAACGACAACCCACCAAGGUUUGAAAGGGAUCUGUACCGAGGCUCGGUGAAGGAGAGCGAUCCCCUGGGUGAGGUGGUAGCUGUGCUGAAAACCAAAGAUCAAGAUGGCACUGAUCAAAACCGCCUCAUCAGUUUUUACAUCACCGGGGGAAACCCGCGGGGUGUGUUCGGCCUGGCCCUCGUGCAGGGAGAGUGGAAGGUCUAUGUGAGCGGACUCCUGGAUCGUGAGCAGCAGGACUGGUAUUUGCUAAACAUCACAGCCAGCGAUGGCCUGUAUGUCGCUCGUACCGCAGUGGAGGUUACCGUCAUGGAUGCCAACGACAACAGUCCCAUCUGUAACCAGGCGGUGUACAGCGUCUCUUUUCCUGAGGACAUUCCCGUUAACAAGGGCAUCGUGACGGUGGCGGCUACAGAUGCUGACUCAGGCUCCAGUGCUGAAAUCCAAUAUUCACUCUUUGGGAUUGGGGUCGAAGAUUUCUACAUGGAUGCAAACACUGGUGAGCUGCGCACAGCCACAGCCAUGGACCGAGAAAUGACACCCAGCUAUAAACUCAUUGCCCAGGCAACUGAUGGAGGAGGGCUGUUCUGCCGCUCUGACAUUUCUCUCAAAGUGUUGGAUGUGAAUGAUAAUGCCCCCACUUUCUCCUCGCCUUAUUACCUGGCUAGUGUGUAUGAAAAUGCUGCCCCCAAGGCUUUGCUUACCCGGCUGCAGGCCAGCGACCCUGAUGAAGGUCUGAACCGUACGGUGAUCUAUUCUCUGGUGAAUUCAGUCGGUGAGUUCUUCUCCAUCGACCCGGUGUCUGGGAUGGUAAUUCUGGAGAGACCUCUGGACAGAGAGAGCCAAGACUCUUAUCGUGUUCGUGUCCAGGCAACAGACCAAGCUGGCCAACAGGGGGCACUGUCCUCACAGGUUGAUUUGACCAUUUUGGUGCUGGAUGUGAAUGACAACGAUCCCGUCUUCCAAAGGAGGGACUAUGGAGUUACUGUCCCUGAGGAUGUAGCCGUGGGAACAGAUGUCCUGCGCAUUUUGGCGACGAGUGCUGACAUUGGCCCGAAUGCUGAGAUCACCUACAGCAUCCGUUCAGGAAACGAGUUAGGAAAGUUCUCUAUAGAUGUCAAUACGGGCUCUAUUUCUGUGGCUGAUGAUUUGGACUUUGAAGUGUGUAAGGACUACUACCUCACCGUUGAAGCCUGGGACAACGGGGAUCCUCCUCUCAGCACUGCUACAAUGGUAACCAUUGAACUCAUGGAUGUCAACGACAAUGCCCCGGCCUUCAAUCAGGACAUCUACAACGUUCUGGUCAGCGAGGAUGCGUCUGUAGGGCAGUCGAUUACGAGGGUAUUGGCCGAAGACUUGGACAGCCAGGUGAACGGACGAAUCACCUACUCUAUCCUGAAUGGUGACCGCAGCAACCACUUCUGGAUCGACCCUGUAACGGGGGUGCUCAAAGUCAAUAAGAGGCUAGACAGAGAACUAGUAUCCAGGUACUCUCUGUCAGUGCAGGCGUUUGACAGUGGCUCUCCCGCCAUGUCUUCCACUGUCACCCUUAACAUCGACAUCUCUGACGUAAACGACAACCCUCCUGUAUUCACACCUCCCAACUCCACAGCCAUCAUACAGCUUAACCAGGCUGCUGACAUCACCCUGCUGAAGCUGUCAGUCAGUGACAAAGACUCCCCGAGAAAUGGCCCUCCCUUUGAGUUUCGUAUUGUGUCAGGAAAUGAGGGGAAUUUCUUCUCCCUGGACCAGACUGGAACUCUGAAGUCCAACUGUGCAUUUGGCCCUGAUGCCCCCAGAGAGUUCACACUUGAAAUCCAGGCAGGUGACUCUGGUAAACCUCGCCUCACCUCUUCGUCCUGGAUAUUCCUGAGAGUCAUCGGGAACAGUCAGUAUAAACCUGUUGUCUCCCCCUUGGAAAUCUUUAUCGUCAUGGUAACAGAUACCUUCUCCGGUGGCCCUAUUGGUCAGAUCUAUGCAACCGACCGUGACCCAAAUGAUGUGCUGUCGUUUACCCAGAAGCCUCAGCCAAAGAGCAUGUUUAAGAUUAAUAGACAGGAUGGCAGCAUUGUGGCUCUAGCAGGUCUUGAACCUGGCAGGUACCAGAUGAACGCCACUGUGAGUGAUGGACGCUUCGCUGUGAUAGCUGACGUCUCAGUCCAGGUGGAACAGGUGACGGAUGUGCUCCUGCGUAGCGCGCUGAACUUACGCUUCAGCUCACUGUCCCCGGAGGACUUACUGAGUCGCUACCUGAACCAAAUCAAACUAAUGUUACGGGGGAUAGCUGGCUGGAAAUGGUCGCCAGGACAACAGGAUCCCCUCCACAUAGUCAGUGUGCAGCCAGUGACAGGGACAUCAGGUGUGGACUUGCUGCUGGCAAUGGAGAGGCCAGAGACAUCAGGGAGUAGACGCAUGGGAGGGUUCUACUCCAGGAAAGAGUUCUCUGCAAAGCUGGACGAAGCAGGAGAUCGCGGUCAGAUUCGAGGCGUUCUAGCUGGGGCGGUGGUGGUGAGCAACGUUUGUUCUGGGCAGCUGGAUUGCGGGGAGAGGGUAUGUGAGCAGACACUGAUGAUGGAGAGCGGCUCACGUGUCUCCUACAGCACAGAGAGGGUCAGCUUGGUGACACCAAGGUUCAGCCGAACAGAGACCUGCACCUGCCCUGGAGGAAUAUGCCCCACUCCUAUGGAGCUUUGUGAGGGUCAGUCCUGCCCAGCAGACAUGCAGUGUGUCCGUUCUGGUCCAACAGCGCCAUCUGUCUGCCAGUGUAGGACUGAGAAAGUUGACGAGUGUGCAGGACAGACCUCUCUGAGUUUCUCUGGGAACAGUUAUAUAAAGUACAGAGUGACAGAGAGUGGCCAGAGCGGAGAGAUGAAGCUUGGCCUUAGAAUCAGAACACUUCAGAGAAGAGGAGUCAUUAUGUUCACACGUGUAAACCCCUGUACCAUGCUCAAGAUUGAAAGUGGGCGGCUCUGGUUCCAGCUGGACUGUGACAACACCCUCGGCAUUAUGGGAAUCUCUGGUAGACCAAUAAAUGACGGUCUCUGGCAUGCUGUUGCCUUGGAGCUGACAAGGAACUACACCCUUCUGUCACUGGAUGACAGCUAUGUGGAGCGCCGCCGAGCAGCCCGAGCCCCUGUUCGACUUUGGCCUCUGGCCCCCGAUUCAUCCUUUUUCUUCGGCGCCCAAGUGAGGCCACUUAACGGGCAAAUCGAGAGACCGAGCCCUGGGCCAGGGCAGAGUCUGGGAGGGCCAGAAGCAAGGGACCGAGGAGGGCGGGCACCACCAAGAGCCCAGGACGGCUUUCAGGGCUGUCUGAGCUCACUAAUGCUGAAUGGCAACGAGCUGCCACUUCAGAAUAAGAGAAGCCGAUACGCAGAGAUAGCUGGGCUGAACGAGGUCAAACUGGGCUGCGUGCUUUAUCCAGAUCCAUGUGUCAGUCAGCCGUGCCUCAACGGAGCCGUCUGCAGCAGUGUGCCCUCUGGAGGCUUCAUCUGCAGUUGCAGUGCUGGCUUCACUGGGGGGCGCUGUGAAAUGGCAUUGACAUCCUGCAUUCCAAACCCAUGCCAGAAUGGAGGGGACUGUAAGACUGCAGGCAGUGUGUUCCUCUGUGGCUGUCCCAGAGGACUUGGUGGACUUAUAUGUGACGAGGAUGUGAAUGAGUGCGAGCAGGACGGCUGCAGAAACGGUGGAGAGUGUGUCAACACAUUUGGGUCGUUCUACUGUAACUGCUCCGAGGGAUACGAGGGCCAGAUUUGUGAUGAUCUGACACCUGGUAAUCUGGGAGAUGACAUGCAGGCGGAGCCGCUGUCUUACAUCGGACCAGGAGAGAUAAUUGGCAUUGGCGUCCUCGCCUUUGUCAUCCUCCUCUUACUGAUACUCUUCAUGGCCUUUAGAAAGAAAAUCAAAUUUAGGAAGGAUUCUGACCCAGGACCGGGGACUGUAAUGGGUGUGUCAGCUAUUUCCACAGAAACCAGCUACAUGCUGCACAAAACUGGCGUGGGCGCAGAAGGGAUUGAGUUUAAAGCAGUGCGUGUGUCAGGUUCACCGGGGGCCACCAGCACGUAUGGGGAGGUCGGAGGCUGCACUGGGGGCCCUCCCCAGGUCAUGGUACGUCCAACUACCCACUCCCCUUUACCAGGAGGACUCAUCAACCACGGCCUGAGGAGCGGAGACGGUGAUAAGACGACCUCCAGUGAGAGCAGUCAGUUCAGCAGCUUCCUGUCAGACCUGUCUACUGUCCGAGGUAUGGCCAAUAGGAGGGGUGUUGCAGUGUGCAGUGUGGCACCCAAUCUUCCUCUGGCAUCGUCCUGCCACACAGAGCACAGUCCGGCCCACAAAGUGUCCUGGGAUGGCGAAGAAACUAGGGACGGGGGCCUGGAGAGGUUGAGAGACGAGCGAGAGGACGAGUGGGGGCAACGAGCUUUUCAGCUGGAGAGAACGCAGAGAGAAAGUAGUCCACAGGAGGUCUCACAGCUUGUGGAUGAGGUGACAUGCCUCUCAGACUCUAAUUCUGAGGAGCACUCCAUUAGCUCCUACACUUCUGAGUCCUUCGAUGACAAUGCCUCUAUAGUGACGGUCAUACGUCUGGUCAAUGACACUGUGGAUAAUAUUGAGAGUGAAGUGUCGAACAUGGACAAAGAACAGCGGCGGAGCAGCCCUGCGUACCACUGGGAGUCUUCCGGUCAGACCUCAAGCUGGUUGUCACCUUCACGUCUGCGCCCACAAGAGUCUGGAUCCAAUUUCGACCUGAGUGACACCCAGCAGAACAUCCGGCGAGGAGGCAGCAUGCGGUCCCUCCAGCUGGACUACAGCCUGAGGGGCUUCAGCGGAGACCGGGCCCGAGAGAAGGUACGAGAAACUGAGAAGAGGGCGUUCCAGUGGGAGAGGAACCAGUCAGGUGAGUGGGAGAGGAGACGUUUCCUGGACAAAGAAGAAUCCAGAAGUCCCGAAGAGGACGGUAAAAGAGGGGUGAGCCAGGAUCACACAGACCUUCUGCAGACCUUCAGCCACGACAGCUGUGAGGACUCACCUGUUUACGAGGAAUACCAAGAUUCAAGCCACAACCAGGAGGAAGGGGAAGACUCAGAGAGCCUUUAUGACACUUUACCCCCAACCAGAGCUGCAUAUGAAGGCUACCCGUCCAGCCCCCCAGGCAUCAACCUGCACCCUGCUCAGCUCUUGCCCCCCCUCAGGGCAUGGGACCUACAGGGAGGGGAGUGGAGGGAAUCGCAGGAAGACCAGGAAGAGCUUGGCUCUAACAGUCUGACAGGUUCUGGGGAUGAGCUGGAGAGACUACUGAACCUGGUGUCGCUCAGAGCCAGGAGAGCCACUCGAGUAAACCGAAACUCGACUAGAUCUGAACCUACAGACUGGGAGGGGUUCCAAUAAGCACACAAGACUGUACAAACCCAAUAGACUUAAUAUUUAUUGAUUAAUUAGACUGAUACAGAGACCCUCUGUGAUUAAACUAGACAUUUGAAAUACCACACUGCUGGUCCACAACCUUCAAAAUAAUUAAAGGAGAAUAUUACCAUAUAUACUUUUAUUAUCCCACAUUAUUAUCCGGCUGUAAGCAAACACUAAUCCCCCACCAAUCCCCCCGCUCAUUUAUAAUCAGGAGCAAUGAGAGGAAAUAUGCUUUUUCUCCUGACGCCUCUACCUGUGCUGCAUGAGAGUUAGCAGAGAUUGGCUGGGAAUCAAUGCUAUUACAUUUAAUAUUUAUGGAACCAGCGGAGCGCAGCAUUUAUUAACAUCGGAAUAUGAAACGAGCCAGCUUCUCUCUGUUUUAGAUGCUUGUAUGUACAUAUGUUAUCGUGCAUUUCAUACCUCAUUCCUUUGACGCACACAAUCAUUUUGUCUGCUCAACCGUGUAAUGCAUUUCUUAUUUUUAUUGACAUGAUACGCGGGGCUUUGAAGAGAACACAAGUCCCAGACGUAACCUCAGAGAUGCUAUUAAGAUGACCAUCAAAAUACUUGGGAGUUCAUUUCUUUCUUUCUUUAUUUUAUUUACUUAAUUAUAACAGCAUUUUAUUGGUUAGGUGGCUGCAUAACAAAAGCAUCAGGGGAAUAUGCCUCAUAUAAUUUCAAUUUAAUUCAGCCCUUAGGUUCUACUAUAUAUUUUUAUGACAUCAUAACUCAUGCCAGUUCACAUAUGGACAGAAAUAUGGUAUGCCCCUCAAUGUACAUUGUAAUCACCAAGGCCAUGCUACAAACUGAAUUAAGCCCACUUUAACCCCGGUAUUUAUAUGGGAUAUGAAUUUUCAGACUUUAUGUGCUAAAAGGCUUAGAGAAUUAUGUGGAAACACAGCCGUGAAGUGCAAAAGCACUCACCCGAGACGUGUACACACAUGGUCCCCACACUGAUAACACAGUGUAAAUGCUGCUGUGAUCCCAGUUCACACACAACAGAGCAGACUUCCACUCUAAUGUCAACCAGCUUUGAAACAAAGGACAAACAUGCAAUGGUUAACUUGGACUAUUUGAUGAUUUUUCUUCUUUUUUCAUAACAACAUGACAGAACAGUUGUGCCAGACUUAUCAAGUAUCCCCCGUUUCAUUUUGAAAAGACCAGAAAAACAAUGACAUAACCACUUAAAGUGCAAUGAAGAGAAAAACAUUCCAGUCUUAACCCAAGGACGUAAACAGCAAACAAUAAAUGCAGCUAACUGUUAUGCGCUGCUGAAGGACAGAGUAGAUAUUAUUAUGUGUCAGACAGUGCAUACUGUAUAAGUCUCUUAAUGAAGAUGUAACCCUGUAAACAAAGGUAGCUCUUAAGGCUGACAGAGAUUCAAGGACACAAAUACCAAUAAAAACUCUUUAAAGACAUCAGUAGCUUUUGUUGUGUGAGUGGACGUUUUUUUGCUAAAUAAAAAUUGGUUGGGGGGGGAGUAGUUUUUCAUUAUAAGUGAAGAGAAUUUUAUUCUGAUGGAAGUGUUCACAUAAAUUCUUUGAAAGUGAUGAAAAAUAAACAACAACACAAAUAGCUGCAUUCUAGCCAACAGGUCUCAACAUGGUCCUGAUCAGAGUUACCAGCCUCACAUUGGGAUUCCCAUUUAUCCAUUACCCCUUUUUCCUAUUCCUGUCCGGGCGUACCCUCUAAGUGGGUUUGCUGUGAGGACAGCUCUGUUAACAAGGAGAGACACAUCCCCUAAAGGUCAGACUAACACAUGACAGGAACACAUUCACACAUUUGGGCACUUUAUGGUUUCUAGCCAACAUGAUGGGACUAUGGAAAAACCAACUGAUUACUGUGAGAAAUUCAACAUAACAAAAGCAAAAUGGAAGAUUGAGACCUUUAUAUUGUGAACCAGCUCUACUUACGCCUUGGCAGUCAUGUUUUGCUACUUUUUUUUCCAACUAUUGCAGAUGAAUGAUCUCGCAAAGUACCUUUAAAUCUGUCAGAUUUUCUGUUCGUGUUUUUCCUCAGGUGGCUGAUUGACACACUGUGUGGCUGCAAAUUACAAGGACUUAAUGAACUUGUUUCUAGUCAGGCAGAUUCAUACUUCAUUGGAAGGAAUUUGUAUUUAUCAUAGGUUUGAAUAUGUAGGCCACCUGCUGUGCUGCUGAACGUGAGCUAUAGCUGAACACCAGCUACAUGACAUGAAUAAUACCCGUGACAAUUAUAAAUAAAUCAUGUCAGUCUCGUCACGAGUCUUACGUUUUUGUUUUCUUUCCUUUCUGUAUGGGAUCUGGCAGAUUCAUUUAGCAGAGCUUACAGUUAUCGUGGU